This is a messenger RNA of Neopelma chrysocephalum (saffron-crested tyrant-manakin), 1132 nucleotides long. Its product is annotated as keratin-associated protein 5-5-like. The transcript is spliced from 5 exons. Lineage: Eukaryota; Metazoa; Chordata; Aves; Passeriformes; Pipridae. The record is from RefSeq and is a predicted model, not a curated record. Bases 1 to 837 code for a protein of 278 amino acids.
AUGUCCGGCUGCUGCGGAGGAGGAGGAAGCUACUCCGUGACCUGCUAUAGCAGCUCCAAGGGCUGCAAGAGGCCCGUGUGCUGCUCCCCCAUGCAGUGCUGCAGCCCCUGCUGCAUGCCCGUGCAGUCCUGCUGCAUGCCCGUGCAGUCCUGCUGCAUGCCCAUGUCCAUGCCCUGCUGCUACACCAUCACCAGCAACAACAACGGCGGCUGCUGCGGCGGCAACAACGGCGGCGGCUGCUGCGGCGACUGGAUUUGCAAAAGUUUGGACAAACCAAAAAUCAAAGAUAGUUUUGGCACCCCAAAGAUGCUCUCGGGGUGCAUGAGGAAAGGCUGCAGAGUUGGGAUUGUUCAGCCUGGAGAAGAGAAGCUUUGGGGUGACCUGAUUGUGGCCUUUCAGGGCCUGAAGGGAUCCUGCAAGAAACAUGAGGAGAAACUAUUUAGAAGGGCCUGGAGUGACAGGAUGAGUGGGAAUGGGUUCAGACUGACAGAGAGGAGGGAGGAAGGUGUUGAGGACUAUAAAAGGUCUCCUGGCCCAGCUCGCUUCAUUCGCUCGUCUUCUCCUCCCUUCACCUCUCCUCACUCUUCAACAGGCUUUGCCAACUCUCCAACCAACAAGAUGCCCAACGGAGGCUGCGGCUGCUGCGGAGGAGGAAGCUACUCCAUGACCUGCUACAGCACCCCCUCGUGCUGCAAGACCCCGAUGUGCUGCUCCCCCAUGCAGUGCUGCAGCCCCUGCUGCAUGCCCGUGCAGUCCUGCUGCAUGCCCAUGUCCUGCUGCUACACCAUCAGCAACAACAACAGGGGCUGCUGCGGCGGCUGCUGCGGCGGCAACUGAGCCCCCGGCCCUGCCCGCUGCCCUCCCGGCUCACCUGUGAUUCCAAACGUGGAUAUGGACCUGGACACCACCCCUGCUUUGCUUAGAGACUUUAGAUCUCCUGUCCUUAGCCUGCCUUUGGUCACCCAGUGCUCGUGCAGUCGCCGCCCAGCGCUGGGUGGGAUUUCCCUCCGUGAGCCCUGGGCCCGCUGCUCCUCUUCCCUGGGUGUGUGGGAUGUUGGAUGCUGUCAGUUCUCCCUUUCCUCCCUUUAACCUCUAAUUAGUCGUGAAUCAUAAUAAAAUGUGUCAGUUAUGA